Heterobilharzia americana is the source of this 240-nucleotide messenger RNA. Lineage: Eukaryota; Metazoa; Platyhelminthes; Trematoda; Strigeidida; Schistosomatidae. The record is from the annotation of a GenBank genome assembly.
AUGUUACUUAAAAUAGUAAUUGUAAUGCUGACAUCUUAUCAAUUGAAAUCAUCUAAAAUGUAUACAAAAGUAGAUGAAAUGAUUACCUUACUUAUAAAGUAUGGAUUACUAAGAAUUCCGAACAAAACAAGAAGACUUCUACACACCUCAGAUAUUCAAAUAUAUGAAACCAAGGUUUUCUCUCAAGAAUACUAUGAAAAAGAAGUUACCAACUUGAUGAAAUAUAAUGAAUCGUAUUGA